Perca flavescens (yellow perch) is the source of this 6681-nucleotide messenger RNA. RefSeq names its product phosphatidylinositol-4,5-bisphosphate 3-kinase, catalytic subunit alpha (gene pik3ca). Gene Ontology annotation, molecular function: 1-phosphatidylinositol-3-kinase activity; 1-phosphatidylinositol-4-phosphate 3-kinase activity. The record is from RefSeq and is a predicted model, not a curated record. Gene Ontology annotation, cellular component: plasma membrane; cytoplasm; phosphatidylinositol 3-kinase complex, class IB. The transcript has 26 exons. Gene Ontology annotation, biological process: cell migration; phosphatidylinositol 3-kinase/protein kinase B signal transduction; phosphatidylinositol-3-phosphate biosynthetic process. Bases 517 to 3723 code for a protein of 1068 amino acids. Lineage: Eukaryota; Metazoa; Chordata; Actinopteri; Perciformes; Percidae.
UUGAGGAGACAUUUUUUUAUUUUACCUCUAAUACAGCACACGGAUAACUCACACCCAGUUUAAUUCUGUGUAUGUGUUAGAGAGAAGAAGGGAGGAGGGCCCUUGAAAGACAGCGUGGCUGCAGUGCUGCAGCAAGACAACUUGUCCAGUCGACCAGCAGUUCAGCUGCUCAUAACAUCCUCAGCUUGAGCUCUACUGACUGGACAUUUUGGACACGUUCUGUAACUGUACGCCGUACAACCGAGGAUUUAUAGCUAGUCGGUGUGGAGUAACGGUUUGCUGGCAAAGAGGCUGACAGGCGACAGAUAACAGCCUGCUUUGGGGAGUGUUGAGGACUGUUGGAUAGAUGGGAGGCUAGCCAGGGUCAGACCAGCAUCUUCAAACACUUCGCCAACUCAACAGGAUGGAUCGAAACAUGAAGGGUCGAACUGUCCCAUCGUCAAAAUAGGAGGGCGUGUCUCUUAGGUUGUGCUCUGCAGUUUAACUCUGUGACCGAGCUGGGAGACAGAGUGGAACAUGCCUCCCAGGCCGUCCUCAGGGGAGCUAUGGGGCAUCCACCUGAUGCCUCCCAGGAUCCUGGUGGACUGCUUGCUGCCCAAUGGGAUGAUUCUGACCCUGGAGUGUCUCCGUGAGGCCACGCUCAUCACCAUCAAACAUGAGCUGUUCAAGGAGGCCAGGAAAUAUCCCCUCCAUCACCUCCUACAGGAGGAGACGUCCUACAUCUUUGUCAGUGUUACACAGGAAGCAGAGCGGGAGGAGUUCUAUGACGAGACCCGAAGGCUAUGUGACCUCCGACUCUUCCAGCCCUUCCUUAAGGUCAUUGAACCAGUUGGCAACAGAGAGGAAAAGAUCCUCAAUAGAGAGAUUGGGUUUGCCAUUGGUAUGCCUGUGUGUGAGUUUGAUCUUGUGAAGGACCCUGAGGUUCAGGACUUCAGGAGAAACAUCCUGAAUGUUUGCAAAGACUCUGUGGAGCUGAGAGACGCCAGCGGGCCCCACAGUAGAGCUAUCUAUGUUUACCCACCGAAUGUAGAAUCCACACAGGAACUUCCCAAACACAUCUAUAACAAACUGGACAAAGGUCAGAUUAUUGUCGUGAUUUGGGUGAUUGUUUCUCCUAACAACGACAAACAAAAGUAUACAUUGAAGAUCAACCACGACUGUGUGCCUGAACAGGUGAUUGCAGAGGCCAUUCGUAAGAAGACACGCAGCAUGCUGCUUUCCCCAGAGCAGCUAAAGAUGUGUGUUCAGGAAUAUCAGGGUAAAUACAUCCUCAAAGUAUGUGGCUGUGAUGAGUACCUGCUGGAAAAGUACCCCAUCAGCCAGUAUAAGUAUAUCCGUAGUUGCAUCAUGCUGGGCAGGCUGCCUAACCUGAUGUUAAUGGCUAAGGACAGCCUAUACACUCAGUUGCCUACAGAUAACUUUGUCAUGCCAUCAUACUCUCGACGUAUCUCUACGGCAACAUCCUAUAUGAAUGGCGAGGCAGCUGCCAAGUCACUGUGGACCAUCAACGGAACCCUGCGAAUACGAAUCCUGUGUGCCACCUAUGUUAACGUCAAUAUACGGGACAUAGACAAGAUAUAUGUGAGAACAGGCAUUUACCAUGGAGGUGAACAGAUGUGUGACAAUGUCAACACACAGAGAGUACCCUGCUCUAACCCCAGGUGGAAUGAGUGGCUCACCUAUGAUAUGUACAUCCCAGACAUACCCCGUGCCGCCAGACUCUGCCUCUCCAUCUGCUCUGUCAAGGGCAGGAAGGGAGCCAAGGAGGAACACUGUCCACUAGCUUGGGGUAAUAUCAACUUGUUUGACUACACACACACUCUGGUGGCCAACAAAAUGGCUCUGAACCUCUGGCCUGUCCCUCACGGCCUUGAAGACCUCCUCAACCCCAUAGGAGUCACUGGAUCCAACCCUAAUAAGGAAACCCCAUGUCUGGAGCUGGAGUUUGACCACUUUAGUAGCUCUGUCAAAUACCCAGAUAUGAAUGCAAUAGAGGAGCAUGCAAACUGGACCAUCUCGAGGGAACUGGGGUUUAACUACAACCUCUCUGGACAGAGCAACCGGUCGGCCAGAGAUCACGCCCUGACAGAGAACGACACUGAGCAGAUGAGACAGCUGAGUAACAGAGACCCUCUUUCAGAAAUCACUGAGCAGGAGAAAGACUUCCUCUGGAGACACAGGCACUACUGCAUGAACAUCCCUGAGAUCCUUCCCAAGAUCCUUCUCGCUGUCAAAUGGAACUCCAGAGAUGAAGUAGCACAGAUGUAUUGUCUGUUAAAGGAUUGGCCGUCAACUCGUCCUGAGCAGGCCAUGGAGCUGUUGGACUGUAACUAUCCAGAUCCCAUGGUCAGGCACUUUGCUGUACGCUGCCUUGACAAAUACCUUACUGAUGACAAACUGUCCCAAUACCUUAUCCAGCUCGUACAGGUAUUAAAAUAUGAGCAGUAUCUUGACAAUCCCCUGGCCCGUUUCCUCCUCAAAAAGGCCCUGACUAAUCAAAGGAUAGGUCAUUUCUUCUUCUGGCAUCUCAAGUCAGAAAUGCACAAUAAAACAGUGAGCCAGAGGUUUGGGCUUCUGUUAGAGGCUUACUGCCGGGCAUGUGGCAUGUACCUCAAACACCUGAGCAGGCAGGUAGAGGCCAUGGAGAAGCUGAUUAACCUCACUGACAUCCUAAAACAGGAGAAGAAGGAUGAGACACAGAAGGUCCAGAUGCGAUUUCUUGUGGACCAGAUGAAGAGACCGGACUACAUGGAUGCUCUGCAGAACUACACCUCUCCUCUCAACCCUGCACAUCAGUUGGGAAACCUUAGGUUAGAUGAAUGCAGGAUCAUGUCAUCAGCAAAGAGGCCGCUGUGGCUCAACUGGGAGAAUCCUGAUAUCAUGUCGGAGCUGCUCUUUCAGAACAAUGAGAUCAUCUUUAAAAAUGGAGAUGAUUUGCGGCAGGAUAUGCUGACAUUGCAGAUUAUUAAAAUCAUGGAGAAUAUUUGGCAGAAUCAGGGACUGGACCUACGGAUGCUUCCUUAUGGCUGUUUGUCACUAGGAGACUGCGUGGGUCUCAUUGAGGUGGUUCGCAGCUCCCACACCAUCAUGCAGAUUCAGUGUAAAGGAGGCUUGAAAGGAGCCCUGCAGUUCAACUCAAACACUCUGCAUCAGUGGCUCAGAGACAAGAACAAGGGCGAGAUGUAUGACAUGGCUGUGGAUCUGUUCACACGGUCCUGUGCUGGCUACUGUGUAGCUACAUUUAUCCUUGGGAUAGGAGACAGACACAACAGCAACAUUAUGGUCAAAGAUGAUGGACAGUUGUUUCAUAUAGAUUUUGGCCAUUUCCUGGAUCAUAAGAAGAAGAAAUUUGGCUACAAGAGAGAGCGAGUGCCCUUUGUACUGACACAAGACUUCCUCAUCGUCAUCAGCAAGGGAUCCCAGGAGUGCGCAAAGACCAAAGAGUUUGAGAGGUUCCAGGAGAUGUGUUAUAAAGCCUACCUGGCCAUCCGGCAGCAUGCUAACCUCUUUAUCAACCUGUUCUCCAUGAUGCUGGGCUCUGGCAUGCCUGAGCUGCAGUCAUUUGAUGACAUUGCCUACAUUAGGAAGACGCUGGCCCUGGAGAAAAGCGAACAGGAGGCGUUGGACUACUUUAUGAAACAGAUGAAUGAUGCUCACCAUGGAGGAUGGACCACCAAGAUGGACUGGAUAUUCCACACGAUUAGACAGCAUGCACUAAACUGAUCUCCUGCACACAAACAAAAAAACACCAGUCCCAUCAUGGAUUUACAGCCGACGGAUGAUGGAAGUUUGCAGCUUGAUUUUAAUUUUAUUUUCUUUAAAACCAGUGCCAUUUUUAUUUAUCUAAACAAGGUUCCUGUUUUUUUUGCAUUUUCUUGCCAUAAUCAUCUGCCCUUUUCCGUAGUCUUGAUUUCCUAACUCUACCCUCUACUUGUUCUGUUAUCUACAAAAGAGCGUUGUCCUUACGUCCUGGUGAAGAUGUGCCCUACCUGGCCGAUGCUCGUCUCCUUGGCUACUAUGCUCUGAUGAUCUGUUAAUUUCCCCAACGGGAACAAACUAGGUAAUGAGAGAAGUUGUACCUCUUACCUUGCUGCUCUUGUUGGCAAAACACAAAUUGGACAAAACAACGUAAAGAAGACGUAUCUGCCAAUCUUUAAAAGUAGCCACAAAGUAAGUUCAACUUGCUGCUCUUCUGCUGUAUUACUUCUGUACUGUGGCUCCACCCCAGGAAGGAGGUGCUUUGGAACCUUUUAAAAAAGAAAUCGUAGCACUUGCUGAGAAGAUAGCAGGCACAAGGAACUGUCUGAAUUAUCUUACGUAAUAAGUGUUAUUCAAAUGUGUUGCACAGUGCAGGAUUCCUGGAGUAUGGGGGCUUCUAUGAUGAAUACCACUGCACAGUCUUCCACCAUAUUUAUGGUGGAGUUGCCCUCUUGAGCUGAUUUGGUGUCAGCUUUCCCAUCUUUUAACCCUUUGCGAGUUAAUUUGAAAAGCUUGAAAACUACAGAAGAAUCUCUGGGCUGUUUUGCACAGCUCUACAGUCUCCAACGGUCUCUAUUAUAAAGCACUCCACCCUUGGGAAUAUUUGUUGGUGGUGCAGCUUUAGACUUUUGCAUAAACUUCAGGGUGAUGAUGCCUCUCCAUCAAAAAAAAAAAGCACUUAGAAAUACCGGAAUAAUAUACAGAUUUAUUAUGACUUUUGGAAUUUAUUUAUGUAUCUAGUUUCUUUCAGUUUCGACACAGGCAAAGCUCAGCUCUCCAGAAACACAUAAUUGUUUGUGUAAAUACAUUUAGAGGUUUUUGUAUUUGUGUUCACCUUUUUGCUUUCUUCAUCGGACUACCAUGAGUGCAACAGCUUUCCCCUUUUUUCCCAAGGGUUUUGCUCAUGAUGCUCAUGAUGCCUUUUUUUUCCUCUCCAUCGCUUAUAAGUUAAAUAUCUCAUUUGAAAUUGUCAGGAGCACCCAAUUUGUGUUAUAGUGGCUAGUUUGCAACCCUACUUGGAAUUUGUAAAAAUGUACUUGUUUGGGGAUGCAAAUUGGUAAAAAUGAAAGUGCCAAUCUCACAUUUUAUGAAUAAUGGGACCUAUUUUAAGCCUCUUUGUUGGCAAGCAGAAGCCCAGGGGAAUGUCACAUCUUCCUGUUGAUAAAAUGCCUUGGCGUCACAGCACAACACUCCACAACACUGCACACUGCUCAGCCAUACAAACUGCCUAAACAAGUUGUUGUAAACCAACCUUGACAGCACUAUUAACACGAAAAGCUAGAUUUGACUUUUAUUUCCAACAAUGUGAGGUUGUUGGUCUUUGGCAUAUCAUUAGAGUAUUAGAAUAUAUUUGCCGACUCAUGGACAAAGUGCAUUUUAUGGUGGAUAUAACACCUUUCACUGAGCCUAUACCUCUGUCAGUAUUUGAGCCAAGCUCUCUGUUGCCAUGCACUGUUCAUUUUUUGAGAUUUUCGCCGACAGAAACAUUUGAGCAUGCAGUUUUUUCAACCUUUAAAAGUCACAGUGAAAUGGCAGUUAAAGCAUCUUUAGUGAAACAGUGCAUGUGGGCGAGAUUUAGUUGCGAGAGGAAUUUGAACAAAUCUUUGAUUAGAUCGUUCAAAAUAAGUUAAGGCUUUGCGAAUAGAGUAAUACACCGCUGUAGAGGACUCUCCAACCACACCUCCCUCUCCUGUUGGGUCAGGAGACAGAGGAUGAGGGCAAAACUAAUAAAGAAAAAAAGAGUCUUCAGCCGUAUUCUUUGGAAAUGUAAACAAAGAUUUUCGGCAACUGAUAUCCAAACACACGCCUCCGUAUACGGCAUUUUCUCACUUUGCUAGCUACUAUGAGCCACUAGCCAACAGUUAAGUGCAGUUUUAUAGCUAAUCGUCUCACAUUUCAUUGGAUUAAUAUGCCUGUGAGUUUCAGAUGAGUCAUCGGAAAUGUGUUAAUAUGUUACGGAAAGAGAAAAGGAAAUAUAAAAUACUUUAAAUCAACCAUCAUUUAAUUGAACACAUAACAAUUAACACGGGUGCAGGAUUACAGCUUGAUAAAUGCAUUUUUGUUUCGUUCGUGUCUUUAAAGCAGACCAUUGCCGCCUUGAAUAUUGAAAUAGGUAACUUUCUCAAAAAGUAUUGUUACAAAAGGUGUUUUUUGAGUGGCAGAAAACUCAACGUCUUUGUCCGUUGAAUUGGAACUUCUCGUACAGUGUGCUUUGUUGAAGAGAGAAUGUAUUAAUUAAAGAUGGCUCAGAGCAGCCUCAUGAGCCCCCGACACCCUCGUAAUGUACCUGGAUAAACAUUUGGAAGUGCUCAUAACUAGAUUACCAUUUUACUUAGCUACAGUAUGAAACUCAAUCUGCCUGCGGAAAAGAAAGUCAACACUUUGUCAGCUCAACUGUUAAUUGUAUUUAAAAGCUAAAGUGGUGAUCUGUUCUGGCGCACGUCUGUGAUGUCAUAUAUCCUUGCAGCAUUAAUGGCUAGAAUGUAUUUCAUUACAUGGACCUUAUGUGCAAUUUUUAUCAUUACACAUACAGAACAGAGAAACACAAAUUGAACACUCCCCCCACCCUCUGCAGUCUCGAGGAAAACAAAACAAAUAAACAAAAUCACCUUGCAGUCACUCUCCUCUGUUUCUUGUGGCGCUGAGGUCAUUAGGUCUAAUAUUUGUGCUGCUGUGCUUUUCCAUAGGUUGAUAGUCGAUGAC